AUGACAGACCAGGUAUCCCACCCGGCUGAAGAUCCAGGCGGUGGUGAUAACACGGGAAAGCGUGGUGGUAGUAGUAAUGCGAGAGGCAGAGGAAAAGCAAGAUUAGGCGAAGGCGGCAAGGGUAGGGGUAAAGCCAACCCCAGAGAGCCUGAACGGUUAGACAACAUCCUAGACAGUAAUUCAUACCACGGAAACGACCCUAUCCGCGAUGUCAUUAAGUCACUGGACAGACCUAUGCCUCGCUGGUACCCCGAACCACCCCCUCAGAAGUUCUGCCACAUCCCGGUUGGAACUACUGAACAGCCCACGCCGCAAGAAGUCAACUCGUAUAAAGCCGCUUGGAGCACCCUAUCCAAAAAGUACUCGAAGCCUCUCGUCAGACUUGCGGAGAACUCAUCGACAAGCAAGCACAGGAUCUUAGCUUUUUACCUCGGCUUUGGCGAUGGUAAAGGUAUAGACCUUUGCUUAUAUUGGAUUGACAAUGACGCUGCAACCGUCUUUGGUCCCAUGAGAUCAGCUAUGCAAGAGCUUAACGCUCAGGAUCAGGGCGGAAGGGUCCGGGGCCCGAAAAUCUACACAGCACUCACUGAGUAUAUAUCAAAAUACGAUACGGAUACCAAUAUUAAGACUUGGCUUGACCAAGUCCAAGAUAUUAGCGCGAGCUACGCCGAUAUCAACUUCCAAGGACAGGAGAAGAUAGCAAAAGAUUCAUUUAGGGAUCUCUUGAUUGUUGGCUGCUUACGCAUCAUGAAAGCAUUUCCCGAUCUGUUUGUGGAGAGCGAUGCCAACCCUAACCCCCCAGAAUCAAGCAGUCUCACACAGCACUUUCUCGGGCACAGCGGUGAGGACUGGAACCGCGCAAUGUCGGCGGCUCGCUUUUUCCUCAACCGUAGACAAUCCGGGGCAUACCAGACUAAAAAUAUCAAAAGUCCAUCUAGCAUCCACCCUAGCAGCGCCGCUCUCAAAUGGAUCCAAUCCACACAGGAAGAGCAAGCUAACACGACUGCGGAUAAGGGCUACCAGGUCAAGACCUCCUGGGUGUUCACUGCAGAAGAUAUCACGAGAACUCUCGAGGAAGCGGGUAUUACUGAAGCCCUGAAUAUUGAGGAGUGGAAGAAGUAUGAAAUUUUAUCCUCGGGUCAAAAAGAAGAAUAUGCUAUGGAAUUUGCGGACAGUAUGGAUAGGUUUCAAAACCUCAUUGCUCGAAACACUAGUCGCACCGAGGCGAUAGAUCGCUUACCAUUCAUGACAAAACCAGAACAAGACCUCAUCAUUGAGAAAUUAGGCACCAGAUACAAAGCCCUCGAAGAAGGAAAAGAUACGGGUUUACCUAGUUUUACACUUCCGGCUCCCGUUUUAGAUGAUGACGACCAGCCGACGGGAUAUUCACAGCAGCAUCAAGAUUUCCUCUGUCGUCUCAAUCUCAUGUUUGGGGGCAACGACUCGAAGUCUAUCACCUUCGAAGAGGCCAAGAGAAUUACCGGUUGGGAUUGGAAGGACCCGAGGAUAGAUCCUAACCGUGAAGAUUCCCCCGUCCUUCGACCACAUCAGAUCAUCGAUAUUGCAAUGAUGAUCCACCGUCUCCAGUAUUAUCCGAGAACCGUUCUUCUAUCUAGUUCUCAUGGAAUCGGCAAGACGGUGAUUUAUCUUGGAACUAUACUCCAGAUAAACCUAUCUUUGAACGAGAGAUUCAAACAGGAAACGCCUGAGACCCCCGAAGAAAACCGAACUAAAUUCUACCCGAGUUUGAUUAUCUGUCCUUCCUCUGUCGUUCACCACCAGUUCGAAGAAUGCUUAGGUUAUUUCCGCAAUCUAUUAGUGCCCAAGCUCUAUUACGGGGCUGCCGCAUCGAACGAAGCCACGCCAGCCAAACACUCUGCUACCAUCGGCGUAAAUGAUCUUGGAAGGUUCUAUAAUACCUUGGACGACAGAGACCCGGAUACGGCUAAGAUCGUCAUUAUCAGCUCAUAUGCCACAUUUUCGCGUCGAGCUACAGCUUCAUAUACGAAAACACGACACCAGCUCAAUCAAGAAGAGCGCGUCUUCCUAGGGCUUCACAUAGGCGAUUCUCCAACAAAUGACGACUAUGGCCCUAAUGAGCUUGAAGAGGACGAGGUCGACCAUACUCAACUCCCCGAAAAAGGCCUCCGAAUGAAACGAAGGAAUACGGGAGAGAUUGACAUCCAAGCAAAGCGUAGUUCCUAUAUUGCGCGGAUACGAAGACAGAGGGUGGCCAAAGACCGCGGUGUCGACACUCCAAAUUUAUUCGAGCAGGACCUGAUUUACGAUUCCGAUAAUGAGCAGAUACUAGAAGAAUAUGCCGAUGAUGAAGCCGACCCAUCCGAAGAACACGUCGCCCGCGAAGAUCGGGAUACAGCCAUGUCCGACAGUACUAUCACAUCUCACGACCCAACUAGCAAAGUUGCUAAAAAAGAGGCAACCUAUGAAAUAUUCACCUCCAAAUUCGACCAAAAGUUCAACGUUAUUAUCUGCGACGAGGCUCACCUAGCGAAGAACCGGGCUGCAACAUUUCACAAGACUAUCAAGUGUCUCCCGCGAGAACAUCUCAUCCUCUGCACGGCGACACCCAUGGUUAAUUCUACUAAAGACAUUUUAUCGUAUGCAUUGUUGGCCUGUCCGAAUGCCUAUCCACAUCCUGUGUCGGUGGAUUUCUCUUACAAUAGCUUCUACGGGCCCGGGGCCGAGUUUACCAACUACGGACCUAAUCAUAACCCGCACAAAAAUUUCCUCAGCAAAGCUGUCCUAAGUCCAAACCUCAACAGUUUGCUUCAAGAUCCGAUCGACAAUGACGCGAUCAUUAAAGAGCGUCUAGUGUCGCUCGAGAAUGUCGAACAAGGUCACGCCCUCGUAGACCCCGAUGUUCACGGGGACGAAUAUGCAGAUAUGAUGGCAGCAGCAAGCGCAGGAAGGCCGCCUUGGCUAGUAAACCCAGCCAACAUCUACUGGGCGCUUCAGGAGUUCGGACAUGACUUUGAAGGAUCUCGGAAGGUGAUCAGACAGGUACUAGAACAGAUAUCCGUGAAGCGCGGCAUGCAGACGAAGCUCCAACUUCCAGAUGGACGCGUGAUCUGCCCGGCCGACUCUAUCCCACCUACCACAUUUGCUGUUCACGACUUAUACGCACAUGACGAGCAGCAGGCAAAACUUGACUUGCUAUACCAGGAAUGGAAGAAGAGGCUAUAUAGCGUGUCGCCAAAACAAGAUGCCAAAGCAGAUGAGGCCCGCGACUCGAAAAAGGAUCUUCAUCAGCGGUCGCCCGAAGAAACUCAGUCGGGAAAAAUAAAUAUCAAGGCACUUAGGCACCUGCUGCUUCCGGCAUUUGACUGGAAGAAUCUGGGACUACUGGAGCCUUCCAAGAAAACCAUAGGAUACCCCAAAGCCUUCCCCCAAGAAGUAGUUAUUAACUCUGAUGAGGAAGCAUGGGUCGCCCAGCACAAACUUGCGGAGCUUGAUCAAUUAGCUCCAAAGAAUAUAGUCAAAGGCAAGCUGAAGAGCACGGGGGAUGGCGGCGCUGCGUGGUUAUUCGAGACCCUGAAGAUCCGUGAGGAGUAUGCUACCCCCGAACGCCGUUACGCUUUCCUCAAAUUCAACUGCUGGGAGUCUCCGGUCCUGUCGCGAGUAUUAAUUCAGGUUUAUGAAUGGAUGAAUGCUCCGAAGGGAGACGUCAACCUUCCCAACAGGGUCGUUAUCAUGGCGGCGAUGCCCUGGGUUCAGCAACAGCUUUGUAUGAACCUCAGGAUGUUCGGCUGGCGCGUCAUGGACAUCCGGUCGGACCACAGUAACAGCGAAAGGAACCGCAUCAUACAAGAUUUUAAUGAUCCAAAGGCUGACGUUGAUAUCUUCGUUUCAUCUAUUGAACUCUCCGCAUGCGGCAUUAACUUACACAAAUCUUGCUGCAAAGGUAUACUGGUCCAGUGGCCGUGGUCUUGCAACAACUUGGUACAAACUCUGGGAAGGCUACCGCGGAUUGGGCAGCAGCGCCCAGUCCAAUGGGUUACAUUCAACGUCGCCGGUACGAUGUACGACCGGAUGCAGACCAUUAUAUGGUCAAAGUACAUUCCCCAAUUGGGAGUAGAAUCUACUAUUCCGGAUACUAUACACAACGAGCCGGCGAAGAUUGCAGCUUAUACGAUACUAUCAUUGCUUUUUAAUAUGCCAUUCAACCGCUACCUUUGGGAUAGGACAGUAUAUGACCUCGAUAUAGCAGCUGUUUUGGACCCUAAACAGCGAGCCAUCAGGCUUGCUCGCUUCUUCAAUCUAUUGGGGAAGAAGAUACUCGAAGAAGUCAAUGACUCAAACGACGAAGACACGAAGGAAAUUAUCAAGAGUCUCAAUGCUAGAACAGCCGACGACUUUGCAGCCGGGGCGGCUCUUUGGGAGCGCGGAGAUGAGUCUCAGCUUCGACCCGAGUUGACUUGGUCGUGGCUCCGGGAUAACUGUUACGUAUCCAAUAUUCAAGAUGAGAUCGACCAGGAUUGGGUUCGAGAUAUUAUUCCCGACCAAAUUUACGAUGCUCUUACUCCCGGUAAGGGGACGAAUAAGGCCCCGACUGAUAAGGUUAGGAGAGAAUCACGCCGAAAGCUCAGGAGCAUUGUGCCUGACGCAGAGUCUGAUGAAGAUUCUAUGGGUGACGAGCAACAACGCGAAGAUAACGACGUGGAUGGUCAAGAUGACCAUGCCAACGACGAGGAUGACAACGACGCCGGCAAUAUUCCAACUGCCGAAGCCGACCAGCCUAGCUCAUCUAAGAAGAGACCUAUGCCUCAAGGAGGAGAUCGGGAACCCAAGCGACCGAGAACAGACAUGGGACUGGGAAGUUCGUCAGCUGCUAGCAAUUCUCAGGCUCCAACAGACUCGACCGAACAAUAUAACCGGACAAGCGACGAAGAAGCGGUUGUUGAGGCUGCCGGUCAUAUGUCGUAG
Daldinia childiae is the source of this 4944-nucleotide messenger RNA. RefSeq names its product putative snf2 family helicase protein. Lineage: Eukaryota; Fungi; Ascomycota; Sordariomycetes; Xylariales; Hypoxylaceae. The record is from RefSeq and is a predicted model, not a curated record. Gene Ontology annotation, molecular function: ATP binding; ATP-dependent chromatin remodeler activity; DNA binding. The transcript is spliced from 7 exons. The coding region runs from base 1 to 4944 and encodes 1647 amino acids. Gene Ontology annotation, cellular component: nucleus. Gene Ontology annotation, biological process: positive regulation of transcription by RNA polymerase II.